Molecule: messenger RNA, 1382 nt
Organism: Pelagomonas calceolata
Lineage: Eukaryota; Pelagophyceae; Pelagomonadales; Pelagomonadaceae
Source: the annotation of a GenBank genome assembly
CAACGGGCUGUGGAGAAGACCGGGGCUAGUGCGUUGCCCUCAAGCCCCUAGGAGAUGGUCUGGCAGGCGGUGAGUUGGGCUCCAAGCGCUACACCACCAAGCGCUUAGGUUCAGCAGAACUCCACAAAAGUCCAGUACAUACCCCUGACGACAACCUCAGAAAUUUUCGUGGUCGGACAUGGCCGCCAGCCGGAGAACAGCAAGCUGCCCCAUCGAGUGAUGACAGAGAUCGUGGAGCUGACGCCGGGCCAAAGCGUCAAGGUCGCGACGAAGGAGCUGGUCGUGCGCGUCAAGGUCCGCGGGUACGGCCGCGGCCGGCUGACCGUCGAGGCGGUCGCGACGGGCGGACUGUUCGCCUCCGCGUCAAAAUCGGGCCCGGAUGCAUGCGAUUGGACCGCGAGUCAACGAGCUGUUGGCUGGCGGGUUGUGAUCGAGCCGCAGUGGUGGGUCCACGCGAGCGACUUCUGUUUCGUGCGCUUCGGGUUUGCUGGUCCGUCGCCGGUGUCCCUUCAAACGCCAUCGACGCGACUCGUCACUCUCACCGCCAGUUUUCGCGCAGCUCAUGCCCGCGACCCGGCCGCGCCGGACUAUCUUGGCGUGGAGUUUGAACCACUGACGUUGGAAGCAACGCAGUUCUCCGUGGCCGUGGCAUACGAGUCGGAGGAGUCUCAGAUGCCGGCGGACCUCCGAGAGGCGUAUCGCGCAUGGCACCAAGCCGUGACUGAGACAGAGAUCGUCUCCUCGACGCUCGUGCUCGCGGGCCGGCGCGCCCUGGGACGGGAAAAGGACCAGGAGCUGACGUACGGCGAAGUCUUGUUCCGGCCCUUCCACCGCCUGCUGGAUGAAGUCGUGAAGCCGCGGCCGGGCGAGGUCUUCGUGGACCUCGGGUCGGGCACGGGGCGGGCGGUGUUCGUCGCUGCGUUGUGUUGGCCCGCGCUCGCCGCGUGCAAGGGCUACGAGGUCUCGCCGCCGCUUCAUUCUGAUGCGGCGCGGUGCCACGGGGAGCUCUCAGGUUCGGUGAUGGCGCCGGUCGAGCUGCACUGCGCCGACGUCCUACGAAGAGACGACUGGGCGGCCGCGGACAUCGUGUGGAUCGCGUCCGUCUGCCUCUCUGAUGGGACGCUGCGGGCGAUCGCCGCGCGGCUCGUCUCCUUGAAGCCCGGCGCGCGCGUAGUCCAUAUGACGGAGCACUUCCUCCGCGACGACGACGCCUUCGAACGCGUGGCGGAGGAUCCGAUCCUCGUGGAGAUGAGUUUCGGCGUGACGGGGGUGUUCGUGGCGCGGCGGCGCGGGCCGAGUGAGUGAUUCCCGCAUCACCCGCCACGCCAUCGAGCAGGCGCAGGCCCGGGGGCAACGUCGCGUCGAUGGCGUUGCGGUUUAAG